CUUCAUCCACCUGUUCAUACUCCCUUCCCUCAGAAACGCUCAGGCAGAGGUAAGAAGAGUAACUGUGCUCAUUAGAUUGCAGUCCUGUAACCCAGCGUGCGUGUGUUACCGUGCUGGACGUAACGUGACGCCGAGAUGAGCAAGGACGGCAUCAAAAUUGCUGAUGACUACACAGGCUAUGCUCUGUCCCACUUCUGCGUGCCCCGCCACUACGAGGACGACCUGGAGAACGUGCUCAUCCCUUGGGGGCUGAUUCAGGACAGAACAGAGCGCCUUGCCAGAGACAUUUUCCUGGACAUUCGGGAUGAGCCCCUGACUGCCCUGUGUGUGCUGAAGGGCGGGUAUCGCUUCUACACAGACCUCCUCGAUAAACUCACAACCCUCAACCGUUUCCAUGCCUCUGUCUCGGUGCAGCUUCAUGUUGACUUCAUCCGACUCAAGAGCUACGAGAAUGACGAUUCCACAGGUGACAUUCGAGUUAUCGGGGGCGACAACCUGAGCAACCUUCGGGGCCAGAACGUGCUGGUGGUGGAGGACAUCAUUGACACAGGCCGCACCAUGAGCCGCCUCCUGGCCAUCCUGCAGAAACAUGAACCCAAAUCUGUCAAGGUUGCCUCUCUCCUUGUGAAAAGACGCCCGGACUCGACUGGAUACAGGCCGGAUUACUGUGGCUUUGAGGUGCCGGACAAGUUUGUGGUGGGCUAUGCUCUGGACUAUAAUGAAUACUUCAGGGACCUAAAUCAUAUUUGUGUGAUCAAUGACACUGGUAAAGCAAAGUACAAGAUCCAACAAAACUCCCACUAGUUCCCUGCUACUCCAGUGAUCUGAUGCCUUCACACUUCCACCUUCCUUCCAAGCAAGACAACCCUCACACAAGGCAAAGGAAGCUGCCUUGGUAGUAUGGUUCAGUGUACUCAUGGAACUAAUCUUGCUCUGGCACAAUCUGUGUGUGUGUGCUUUUAUAGAUACCAUAGGGACCAUUCUAGGUAAAUGUCUAUCCACUGAAGAGUACCAUGGAAAAAAAUUUAGUUGCAUUCAUGGCUACUUAUCCUUGUGACUUCAUCCAUUGCUUCUCUCCUGCCUCUAUGAUGAAGGCAUGCCAUUAAUCUCCUAACCUUGUUAAUGCACUGUGUAGUAUGUGAAGUAAAACUAGACCAGUAAAUUAAUAUACAAGAUCUCAUUUAAGUGGCAAGAUAGUUAAAGUCACAUUUUCUCUGAUUUUGACAUUAGUGUUACUUGAAGUGGGAGGUGAGAGGUUAGCAUUGUGCCACAAGGUUUUGUUUUGAAAUUAUCUUUACCAUUACUGACUUGAGAGAGGGAGAAAGAGAAGCAUCAUUCAUAAAACACGUCAGCUCACUGAGGGCCACUGCUGGGUCUUUUCUCAUGGUACCCUCCUCUGGAUAGGAAGAAAUGUAAGAAAAAAAAUAUGCACAUUCCAUAAUCAAAUAUAUGUUUUCUAAUAAUUGUAAUAAAAUCUAUUUUCUUAGUCUAUGAUUUGUAAUGUAAAGAUAAUCAUCUUGUAUAGAUUAUUUUAUUUUGGGCCUCAAAUUGGAGGCUGCAGUAGAAAUAAUUUAUCUUGGACACAGUGAAGAAAAUAACACUGGAAUUACCAUGAGGACUAUCUCCUGCCCCGUCCCCCUCCUCGCCCUCUGGUGCCCCGCCCGCCACCCCUCAUUCCUCUGCCCCCUCGUCCCCGCCCCCUACCCCGGCCCCGGCCCCGGCCUGCCUCCUGGGACGCUCGGUGCUUCUCCACCAGUGGCUGCAGGCUGGUGCUGCAAAAGAUGCACCCAGUGGCUGUCAGCUGCCCAUCCUUCAGUUUGCUCUUACCCUGCAGAGAAAAGGCAAGACAAUUUAGUGUGGCUCUGAGGCUCCUGUCCCUCCACACCCUGGAGCUGCAAUGUUGAGACUGUCACCAGCUGGAUGGAAGUGUUCAGGCACUCUAAACUAACUCAAUCUGAUAUGCUGUGAUCUGGAAGAGAGCUGUAUGUGCCAUAUUGACCUACAGGAAUUACUCUAGUUUACAGACAAUUUUUGCAGGUAAAGUUCUUUAUAACUGAUGCAUUAGGUGUAAACUAAAUUUUCCAAAUAUCCCGGUAAAACAUUUUUCAAGUCACUAAACCAAUGUUUCCCCAAUUUCCUUACUGAAUAUCACACUUCCACUUUGUCCAUACUUCUCUUAUCAGUCACAAACAAGGUGGUGUGUACUUGUAUCACUUGAUACUUGCUAUGAAUGUGAUUAGUUGCAUGUCGUGUGUCAUUUGCCGGCCAGAUGCUUGUGCCUCCAGUGAAAGGUCUUACAUUUAUGACGAAAGGAAAGAACCCAGAUGCCCCUUGAGCAUCUGGCAAGUCCAUGGCCCCAGGAAGUGCAUCUUUAUUAAGUUUAACUAUAUCAAAAUUAUUGUUAACCUCACCUCCUUGUAUUCUACAGUGACUGUCUGAGAGCCACAGUCCUCACAGGUGUCCUCAAGAACCUGGACCUUGUUGGCCUUGUCAAAGAGGUUGAUUAUCACAUCACACCUGUAAUAUUUUAGAUAGAUUUUAUCAUUACAAUUUACCACAAAAGCUGUAAAGCAUCAACUAUCUCUGAGUUCAUUAAAUUCAUAUAUUUCUUA
Molecule: messenger RNA, 2612 nt
Organism: Portunus trituberculatus (swimming crab)
Lineage: Eukaryota; Metazoa; Arthropoda; Malacostraca; Decapoda; Portunidae
Product: hypoxanthine-guanine phosphoribosyltransferase-like
Exons: 6
Coding region: 136-804 (222 amino acids)
Biological process (GO): purine ribonucleoside salvage; guanine salvage; IMP salvage
Molecular function (GO): hypoxanthine phosphoribosyltransferase activity; magnesium ion binding
Source: RefSeq, a predicted model, not a curated record